AUGACACAGAGUCAACUCUUGAAUAACAAUGAGGUACUGAAGAAUGGCGAGGGUAUGCGCAAGAAACUGAAGAUCUCAGUGGCCCAUUUCGACAACUCGGCCUUGAUCAAGACAUAUUCCAAAACCCUGAUUGGAAGGUGUAUGAAUCCAGCAGAGCAGCAGAUGAAGGCACUGUUCACUAAUCUCCCGAAGAUAUGGAAAUUGGAGGAAAGAGUUACUGGUAUGGAUUUGGGAUUUGGAAAAUUUCAGUUUGAUUUUAAGACUGAGGAGGAGCUCGAAGGGGUACUGAAGCAGAAACCGUUCCACUUUGACUAUUGGAUGCUAGCUUUGGCAAAAUGGCAACCAAAACAAUCUAAGGCUUUCCCAUCAGAGAUCAUGUUCUGGGUCCGCGUCAUUGGUCUACCGCUGGAGUUCAGAACGGUCCCUACUUUUGAAAGUAUUGGUGGUGCUUUGGGAAGAACGGUGGCAGUGGACUUGGAUCAGAAUCGGGUUCAGGUAGUGAUUGAUGCUUUCAAGGAACUGUGUUUCGAAACAAGCAUCGAUUUUAAAGGUGGAGAGUUCUAUGAAGAGGAGGAAGUGGCGGUUUCACUAUGCUACGAGAAGCUGUUUGGCUAUUGCAAACUCUGCGCUUGCCUAUGCCAUAAGGAGGAGGUUUGCCCAAAGGCUCCAAAAACGAGUCCGGAGCGAUAA
Molecule: messenger RNA, 690 nt
Organism: Brassica napus (rape)
Lineage: Eukaryota; Viridiplantae; Streptophyta; Magnoliopsida; Brassicales; Brassicaceae
Exons: 1
Coding region: 1-690 (229 amino acids)
Source: RefSeq, a predicted model, not a curated record